GCCUCAGUUGCGCCUCACGCCCCGGAGGGGCUGCACGUGUCCUCGAUCCCGCUCGCGACUUAUGUAACCAUCCGCACGGUGAGUCCGCAGCCUCCGAGCCCCUUCCACCCUCGCUCGCCUCCAUCGACCCCGCGACGCGACCCACGCGCGCUAAUCCACAACGUCGCGAAUCGCGAGCGUUCGCGGAACCGGCCGAUUCAUAUCGACUGAUAAGCUCACCUCCGACCCUCACGUUGUGCAAUAACCGUCAGCUGUGAGGUGACAUAAUCGAUGCAGUAAGCACCGGUGCUCGAUUCGACAGACAGCGGAUAUAACGAUUUAAUUAGAAUUUUAAAAUUAUAUAAAUCAACAAAAAAAGCGCCUUCAAUUAACCCUAUGAUAUCGUGAUAGAUAGAUUAAGUAAUAAUUACAAUAAGUGAACACAAGUGCCAAGUCGCGUUGUUCGGUGUGCCGCGCGUAUAUCUGUGAAUGCAUUUAGUGAGACAGUCAACAACUGUGACGUUUAUGGGAGCUAAUAAUCGGACUGUUUAUACAUUAUUAUCUAACAUUUGAAGCAUAGGUAUUUCGUGAACAGUCGGUGGUAGUCGGCCAGACUGUGCCCGGUCGGCAAGAUUGAGGUGGUGGCCGGGUGCGGGUGGGGUAGGCGCGCGCGCGUGCGGCCUCUGCACGCGCUGAGCCGCGCGGCCGGCAUGUUGGCAUCGCAGCGCUCGCAGUCGUGCAACGAGGAAGGCGCGUUCUUCGGUGCGCGCGCGCUGCGCCGGCCGCGCGGCAAGGGCAGCGGCAGUCCGCCCUGCUAGGGGUACGCCAUGUCGCUGCGCAGCCUACACCGGAGGCUCUCCUCCGCCAACAACACAUGCGAAGAUGGUGGAGGCGGCGCGGCGACAGGCACGGGCGGGCGUGCGGCGUCGCUGCGACUUGCGAACGGGCGGGUCGCAGCGCAGUCGGCGGAGCAGCUGCCGCACUCGCCCGCGGACUGCAACUCCGUGCGAAUUUCCAUCGACAACACCAACACUUGCUGCACCGACUCACUCGUCACAGCGCUCGAUGACGAGACCCUACUGCUUGGCGACGCCGAUAUGUCGCUGAAGCAGGGCAGCGGCACCGGCAAGGUCCACUUCGGUGGUUUGGACGAUGUGUCCCUGUACGGCACACCCGUGGAGCCCGCGCCCCCGGCCCCCGACGCCAAGCAGGGUUUCCUGCGCAAUCAGCUGCAGGCCCUCUUCCAGCCUACCGACAACAAAUUAGCCAUGAAGCUCUUCGGUUCCAAAAAGGCUCUCAUGAAGGAGCGCAUCAGGCAGAAGGCGGCAGGACAUUGGGUCAUCCAUCCGUGCAGUAGUUUUAGGUUCUACUGGGAUCUAUGUAUGUUAUUGUUACUGGUGGCCAACCUCAUAAUUCUUCCCGUCGCCAUCUCCUUCUUCAACGACGACCUUAGCACACGAUGGAUAGCGUUUAAUUGUCUAUCGGACACCAUAUUUCUUAUAGAUAUCGUUGUUAAUUUUAGAACAGGAAUAAUGCAGCAAGAUAAUGCAGAACAAGUGAUAUUAGAUCCAAAGUUAAUAGCGAAGCACUAUUUGAGGACAUGGUUCUUCCUUGACCUCAUCUCUAGUAUACCACUAGAUUACAUAUUCCUUAUCUUCAAUCAGGAUUUUAGUGAAAGCUUUCAAAUUCUUCACGCCGGUCGUGCCCUAAGGAUACUACGGUUAGCAAAACUUUUAUCGCUGGUUCGACUGCUCAGACUUUCCAGGCUCGUCCGAUAUGUAUCACAAUGGGAGGAAGUAUAUAUGAGCCCCGCUCCGCAGCCGAGCGACGAGCCGGGCGACGCGGACGGCGGAGGCUCGCGCGACCUCGCCUCGCAGAUCUUGCAGAAUCUUCAAAAAAAGCGCACGGAAAGGAGGGGACGACUCAGCUCCGACGUUGCAAAAAAGAAGGGUGACACCAAAAGCAAUCUGAUCUUUAAGUUCCUCAAUAUGGCAUCGGUGUUCAUGCGGAUAUUUAACCUGAUCUGCAUGAUGUUGUUGAUCGGGCACUGGUCUGGAUGCCUACAAUUUCUCGUUCCAAUGCUGCAAGGAUUUCCCCCUAACUCUUGGGUUGCAAUAAAUGAAUUACAGGAAGCCUUCUGGCUCGAGCAGUACUCUUGGGCACUCUUUAAGGCUAUGUCUCACAUGCUGUGCAUUGGGUAUGGCCGGUUUCCACCGCAGUCCCUUACAGAUAUGUGGCUCACGAUGCUUUCUAUGAUCUCCGGUGCGACUUGUUACGCUCUUUUCCUCGGUCAUGCCACAAAUCUUAUUCAGAGUCUCGACUCAUCACGCAGACAAUAUCGUGAAAAGGUGAAGCAAGUUGAGGAGUAUAUGGCUUAUAGAAAGCUACCUCGCGAGAUGCGUCAACGCAUCACAGAGUAUUUUGAGCACCGGUAUCAGGGAAAAUUCUUCGACGAGGAAUUGAUUUUAGGCGAAUUAAGCGAAAAAUUGCGAGAAGACGUUAUCAAUUACAAUUGUCGAUCGCUUGUUGCUUCGGUACCAUUUUUCGCUAAUGCUGACUCCAAUUUUGUCUCAGACGUAGUCACCAAAUUGCGUUAUGAAGUCUUCCAGCCGGGUGACAUUAUCAUAAAAGAAGGUACCAUCGGAAAUAAAAUGUACUUUAUUCAAGAAGGCAUCGUCGAUAUUGUGAUGGCAAAUGGCGAAGUUGCGACCAGUCUCUCUGAUGGAUCGUACUUCGGCGAAAUCUGCCUACUGACCAAUGCCCGGCGAGUUGCUUCCGUCCGCGCCGAAACUUAUUGUAAUCUUUUCUCUUUAUCUGUGGACCAUUUCAACGCAGUACUCGAUCAGUAUCCCUUGAUGCGGCGCACCAUGGAAAGUGUUGCUGCAGAACGGCUGAACAAGAUCGGUAAAAAUCCUAAUCUGGUUGCGCAUCGAGAGGAUGACACGACGUCAGAAGGGAACACGAUCAAUGCGGUCGUGAACGCGCUAGCAGCGGAAGCAGAGCACGUGAGCCUAUCGGACGAUAGCGUGGCGCGGCUAUCUGAGCGGUCACUAGGGCUGGCGCUACAGCCGCUGCAGGCAGCGUCAUGCCGUAUGGCGGGUGUGGCGCUACCGGGACUGGGCGUGGCGGCGGCAUUGCCGCGUCCCAAGUCCGAGCACGACUUCAGUUCGGCGCAGGCGCAACAGCCGCCGUUGGCGAGCGCCGCGGCCGCAUUCCACAAGUCGGACGCGGGGAUCGCCCCCUGACGCCGCACGCUGUGCUAGGCCGCGGCCGGGGCCGUGGCGUGUGCCGACCGAUAGCAAUACUAGGCUUAGUGCGAGCGCGCGCGGCGCCUCGCUAGUUGUAGCGUAGACACGAGUAUUAUAGCUGCGACUUCGCCGGGCGCGCGCCCACCGCGCCCGCUGAAUCUCAUUUUGUGAUCUUAUACUUAAUUCUCCUGUGUUAUAAUUUAGGUUAAAUUUUAUAUCAUUGACGCUGUGAGGAAAUGAAUACGCGACGUAUUCCGAUGUAUAGAUAUACCUGUUAUAUAUUGAGAAUGAAACUAUUGAGUCUUUAUAGAGAUACCUUGCCAUUAAAGAAAAAUAAUUAUAUAGACUAGACUGAAAUGUAAAGAUAUCAUAUUUUAUGCUUUGUUGGCGUACGAAAUAGGACUUUAUUGUUGACGGAUGCGAUGCAAUCGUUCUCGUAAAUACGAACGAUAUUGAUAAUUUAUAAUUAUCUCGAUAGUGGCGAUAACGAGGAUUUAUAAAAUAUUAAUUGUUAAUAAUUAUAUAAACUUCGGAGAGUAGAAAGAUAUAGAACCGUUGCGUAGCUGCGCGUUGCCUACGCCGCCUCAGAGCCGAUGGAACGGAUAAGUUAGUGCCAUAAUACUAGCGCGCAGCUCACGACGCGCGGUGUGCGCGCACCGCGCUCUGCACCGGCGACGCACAACACGAUGAACUUCACAAUUCCAUAGCACACGGACGCUUUCUUAAUUUUAAAUUUAAAUAGACUAACGACGGAUAUCAAACGUACCGUUGGUCUCGGUUUCCUAAGUAGAGGUGAAUCAGUAGAGCUUCGAAUCGUUUCUUUAUGUAAAUAUUGUAAUAUUAUCGAGGAUUCGCCAUUAGCGUGAUUUGUUUUAUAGAAGUGAUAAGGAGACGCUCGUACGAGCGAUCCAGUCAAUUAUCGCGUGAGCGCGACGCGAGACGUCUCGAUUUUCGAUGCACUACAACACUUCGUACCUUGUUUUAAUUGUAGGUCAAAAUAAUUUAUUAUCGAUAGUGAUCAUUUUGUAGGAGUAAGUAGGCAGAAGCGAUAACGAAUUCGGACGAAUUACGUUUUGUGAUAGAGCAGCAGAGGGCUGCGAGCGCGCUGCCUCGCCGCCGGCUCGGCGAUACUCAACACAUACAGACGACGUAGAAGUAGCCACAUGCAUGGAUAAUGCUUACACUUCUUUCUAACUUGAGACUUUGUUUCAGUUCUAUAUUUAGCGAUUUUUUCUGGCAACAGUUAUUGCGAUUAGUGACUAUGCAAGCGCUUCACGAACUUUUGAAAUUUCGUAGCAAUAAAUAGUUGAUCGCAACGAGUAACAUAUCCUACGAUUAGAGUAGAGUAGUCGUUGAGCCGACCGCCGCCGGCGCCGCAUCUUUGGCACGUUUUCAUCGUUGACUAAUUCUUAUAGUGUCAUGACAAUUUGUAAAGAAAAUUUUGCAAAUGUUGACUUUUUAGCCAAAAUAAUUAUAGUUAAUGAAUGACGAACCAAUACGCAGUAGCUUACUUGUAGAUGAAUGCAGCCUAGUUCUCAGUUUUGGCGACUAACACCAAUAGAUACUUUGUACUCGUAAGAUAUUUAUACAAUUGACCUUAACAGAGUGACAUCUGUCAAUUUAUCUACAAAGAGAAAAAUAUAAUAUUGCGUUUUAUCCCCAGAGGCAUUUAUUUAUUAUUGUUUUAUCUAACAUUACCGCUUUUGUAAAUUAUAUAAAUUUUAUAGGAGAGAUCUAUUUUUAUUGUGAAGUUGAACUGCUGAGUAUAAGCAAAGAAACAUAAAUAUAUAAAUCAAAACUUUUUUUUAUCGAAACUGUUAAUUAAUAUAUAGUUAAAUUAUACUGAUUUCUGGUAUCUAUUUUCACCAAAAGUGCUCAUCGCUGUCAAAAAAAUUAGAGGAAAUGCAUUAAAGAAUGAAGA
Messenger RNA from Vanessa atalanta (red admiral), 5148 nucleotides. RefSeq names its product potassium/sodium hyperpolarization-activated cyclic nucleotide-gated channel 2 (gene Ih). The coding region runs from base 807 to 3224 and encodes 805 amino acids. NCBI's taxonomy places the organism in Eukaryota, Metazoa, Arthropoda, Insecta, Lepidoptera, Nymphalidae. The record is from RefSeq and is a predicted model, not a curated record. Gene Ontology annotation, biological process: potassium ion transport; transmembrane transport. The transcript is spliced from 13 exons. Gene Ontology annotation, cellular component: membrane. Gene Ontology annotation, molecular function: voltage-gated potassium channel activity.